AGUUGUUUAAACACCUCCAAACAGGGGGGGCGAAAUCGUGAAAUUAUAUUGCAAUUGGCUUUGAGACAGGGCAUGCACCACCGAAGAAGAACACCCGGAAGUAAAGUAUUGUUAAGAAAUCUGAUGGCGCGAUUCUUCAAAAACGUCAACAGACUUUGAUACAUCAAGAUUAAUCUUCUAAAACGAGUGACAAUUGUAUCGAAAAUGCCCUUGUCUACUCAGUCUCAGACUGAAGGUGACAACUACGUCCUUGUAGCUAGUCUGGACAAUGUCCGGAAUCUGUCCAACAUCUUGAAAGCUAUCACCUUCAAAGAUCAUGCAAUUUUCAAUGCCACACCAAACGGGUUGAAAGUCACUGUGGAGGACUCUAAAUGUCUGCAAGCCAAUGCCUUCAUUCAGGCUGAGAUCUUCCAGGAGUUUACCAUCAGAGAGGACUCAGUGGGGUUUCAGGUCAAUCUGACUGUUCUUCUGGACUGUCUCACCAUCUUCGGGGGAAGCACAGUACCAGGAGUGGCAACUGCCUUGCGGAUGUGCUACAACGGAUAUGGCUACCCCCUGACCCUGUUCCUAGAGGAGGGUGGUGUGGUGACUGUGUGUAAGAUCAACACCCAGGAGCCAGAGGAGCCCAUAGACUUUGAGUUCUGCAGCACCAAUGUGACUAAUAAAGUCAUCCUGCAGUCAGAGAGUCUGAAGGAGGCCUUCUCUGAGCUGGACAUGACCAGUGAGGUCCUGCAGAUCACCAUGUCUCCCAGUCAGCCAUACUUUAGGUUGUCUACCUUUGGGAAUUCUGGGAAUGCCCAUUAUGAUUACCCAAAAGAUUCUGACAUGAUGGAGCUGUUUCAGUGCACAAAGACUCAGACUAACAGGUACAAGAUGUCUCUCCUGAAGCCGUCCACCAAGGCCCUGGCUCUAUCCUGUAAGGUCUCGGUGAGGACAGACAGCAGAGGGUUCCUGUCUUUGCAGUACUUGGUCAGGAAUGAUGAUGGACAGAUCUGCUUCGUUGAAUACUACUGCUGUCCGGAUGAGGAAGUGGAAGAGGAGUAGGGAGAAUAGGAAUAUUGUUGUACAAGAAUACGACGCUCAAAUGUUUUAGAUGUUAUUCUAAAGCAAAACUGACCUUUUUUUUCCACUUGGCCCCGUUAUUUGGAUUAUAUUCCUUGACUGUGUUAUUUGGAUUGUAUUCUUUGACUGUGUUAUUUGUAAAUAGUGUUGGCUCUGGUACAUUUUAAAAUGAAAAUUAUUAAUUGCUAA
Molecule: messenger RNA, 1251 nt
Organism: Oncorhynchus tshawytscha (Chinook salmon)
Lineage: Eukaryota; Metazoa; Chordata; Actinopteri; Salmoniformes; Salmonidae
Gene: rad1
Product: RAD1 homolog (S. pombe)
Exons: 6
Coding region: 205-1044 (279 amino acids)
Biological process (GO): DNA damage checkpoint signaling; DNA repair
Cellular component (GO): nucleus; checkpoint clamp complex
Molecular function (GO): 3'-5' exonuclease activity
Source: RefSeq, a predicted model, not a curated record